This is a messenger RNA of Pyrgilauda ruficollis (rufous-necked snowfinch), 1139 nucleotides long. Its product is annotated as heterogeneous nuclear ribonucleoprotein K-like. The coding region runs from base 115 to 969 and encodes 284 amino acids. Gene Ontology annotation, biological process: regulation of mRNA splicing, via spliceosome; regulation of transcription by RNA polymerase II. Lineage: Eukaryota; Metazoa; Chordata; Aves; Passeriformes; Passeridae. Gene Ontology annotation, cellular component: cytoplasm; nucleus. Gene Ontology annotation, molecular function: mRNA binding. The record is from RefSeq and is a predicted model, not a curated record. The transcript has 13 exons.
GGGCCAGUCAUCUGGCGGUGUUGGUGAAUGUGUGUUGGUAGUCGGAGUUACUCGCCUUUUUUUUCCGUACGUGGUGGGUGCAGGUUUUACCUUCGCUCCUAAGAAUAAAAGGUAAUGGAGACUGAACAACAGGAGGAAACCUUUACCAACACAGAGACAAAUGGCAAACGUCCUGCAGAAGAUAUGGAAGAAGAACAGGCCUUCAAAAGGUCUCGGAAUACAGAUGAAAUGGUUGAAUUGCGCAUUUUGCUUCAAAGCAAAAAUGCUGGAGCAGUGAUUGGAAAAGGUGGCAAAAAUAUUAAGGCACUUCGUACAGAUUACAAUGCAAGUGUUUCAGUCCCAGACAGCAGUGGCCCUGAGCGUAUCUUGAGUAUAAGUGCAGAUACAGAGACAAUUGGAGAAAUCUUGAAGAAGAUUAUCCCUACUUUGGAAGAGUACCAGCACUACAAAGGUAGUGACUUUGACUGUGAAUUAAGACUUCUAAUUCACCAAAGUCUAGCAGGAGGAAUUAUUGGUGUCAAGGGUGCUAAAAUCAAAGAACUCAGAGAGGUACUAGAUCUUAUGUCUUAUGACCGAAGAGGUAGACCUGGAGACCGGUACGAUGGAAUGAUGAUGCAGUGUCAUGUAGAUGCCUGUGAUGACAUGCAGCCACCAGAGUUGUUUGAGGGUGGCUCUGGAUAUGACUAUUCUUACACAGGGGGCCGUGGUUCAUAUGGAGAUCUUGGUGGACCCAUCAUCACAACACAAGUAACAAUUCCUAAAGAUUUGGCAGGUUCUAUUAUUGGAAAGGGAGGCCAGAGAAUCAAACAAAUACGUCAUGAGUCAGGAGCUUCAAUCAAAAUUGAUGAACCACUAGAAGGCUCAGAAGAUCGAAUAAUAACUAUUACAGGAACGCAGGACCAGAUACAAAAUGCUCAGUAUUUACUGCAGAACAGUGUGAAGCAGUAUGCAGAUGUUGAAGGAUUCUAAUGCAAGAUUAUUUUUUCUUUUUUAUAGUGUGAAGCAGUAUUCUGGAAAGUUUUUCUAAGACUAGUGAAGAACUGAAGGAGUCCUGCACCCUUUUUUUUUUUAUCUGCUUCUGUUUAAAAAGCCAACAUUCCUCUGCUUCAUAGGUGUUCUGCAUUUGAGGUGUAGUGGAA